Nicotiana tabacum (common tobacco) is the source of this 575-nucleotide messenger RNA. Lineage: Eukaryota; Viridiplantae; Streptophyta; Magnoliopsida; Solanales; Solanaceae. The record is from RefSeq and is a predicted model, not a curated record.
AAUUGAUUGUUCCAUUCCAUUCAAGAAUUGGCUGGAUGGAGAGAGACCAUCCAGAUAUUGUCACCCCUGGAAAGACGGAUCAAAAUGAUAUUCAUGGUUCUAACCCUGACCUCAAUAAGGUCAACAUCGAGCCAAAUGCUUUGCGUGUUUCUGCUUCCCCCGACAUCACGGAGAAUCGUACUCAGAAACCUGCAGAAAAGGUUACUUCUUUAGCAGGGGAACAAGGAAAUCAGAUCAGAGAGGAUGAGGAGAAUCAUAGUGAAAAUGCUCAAAACCAGUUGGUGCUUUAUGAUCCUGCUGUUGCUGCUGCUGGUGAAGUUGAACCUCUCCGUGCUCGAAGAAACUCCUUCCCGAAUUAUACAUCUAGGGUUUUGCCAUCUGUAGGGGCAUUUACUGUGCAGUGUGCUAGCUGUUUCAAAUGGCGGCUCAUACCUACAAAGGAGAAGUAUGAAGAAAUAAGGGAACACAUAUUGGAGCAGCCCUUCUAUUGUGAAACAGCUCGUGAGUGGCGUCCGGAGGUAUCGUGUGAUGAUCCACCUGACAUCACUCAAGAUGGAAGCAGGCUGUGGGCAAUU